This is a messenger RNA of Trichobilharzia szidati, 2072 nucleotides long. NCBI's taxonomy places the organism in Eukaryota, Metazoa, Platyhelminthes, Trematoda, Strigeidida, Schistosomatidae. The record is from the annotation of a GenBank genome assembly.
AUUAACUGGCAAACGUUUAACACUAAGAUAUUUGGCGUUUUCUUUUUCCUACUGUUUCUACAAAAAAGGAUUUUGGUGACUAAUGUACAAAUUCUCACUACCUAUCAUUAAUAUUGUUACACUGACAAAACUAUAUUGAAGUACUUCUAACAUUUUAUAAUGUAAAAACAUUGACAGUCUCGGUGGAAUAUGACUACGUAAUGAGAUUUCUGUUUUUGAUUGUGAUUAUUAUGAUGGUUGCUAUUCAAAGUAACAAACUAUCUGAUCCGAACUGUCGAUGUUAUGUAUUUGACAGUAGAAUGCAUAAAUCUGGUACAUUUAAAACACCAAGUUAUCCAAAAAAGUAUCCAUAUGAACUGGAUUGUUUAAUGUAUCGUUUUCAAGGACUGCCGACAGAAUUGGUUAAACUUACAUUUUGGAGUUUCAGUUUAAGAAAGCCUAUUGAUAAAAAGUGUAUUGACUAUGUAGACAUGUUUACUACAAUUGAUCCGGAUAGACUGGUAUCAACAGAGCUCAAGACAACUUCAUCGUCUUUCACUCAUACACCUACAAAACGUGAACAAAUACCACGAAAUGUGUCUACAAAUCACCAACGACCAGCUGAUUAUAGACUUUGUGGAGAUUUGGAAGAUUUUCCACAAAAUGAUUUUUAUUCAAUCAGCUCUAUUUUAAUACUAAUAUUUCAUACAGCCUCUAGAACAUCUGAUGUAAGACGUGGUCGACCAAUGGGAUUCAUCGGUCAUUUUUCCUUUGAUCUAAAAAGUAAUUAUCUUUCAGAUGGAAAGCUUAAAGAAAAUACAAAAUGUAAUUAUGAAUUUCAAAGUGUAGAAACAGCAAAUGGUACCCUCAAAUAUGGAAAUUUUUUCUCCCCUCAAUAUCCAAGUAAUUAUCCACCGAAAAUAACAUGUCAGUACAGUUUCAAAGCAGAAAAACACGAACGCGUAAUUCUAACAUUUCGUUCUAUUCGACUGAAACCUACUUCACAGGAUGGUCUUACCGGUAAUGUUGAAAGGUGUAGCACAUGGAAUCACCUGCCCUUGCAGCACGAUUUCAUUACUGUUUCUGAAGUCUAUGAGGAAACCACAAAGACUCUGGCACGAAUCUGUAGUAAUGUAAUGAAUAUUCAAUUAGUUUCGCACACCUCAAAUUUGAAAAUGGACUUCGUAAGUCAUAAUCCUAUAUACCAAGGUCAAGGAUUUCGAGGAACUUAUGAAUUUGUUCACGAGUCUCGAGUGAAUCCUUCACCAUUCUUAAGUGAAGAGGAGAAUGGACAAGUUGACUCCAGUAAGAAUGAAGGAGAAAGUCAAGAGCUAUUACGAACAAAUACUAACAAGUCUAGAUUAUUGGUUGCUGAUGCUGGUUUCUCUUCAUCAAGAAAUAUGCAUUUCCGUGAAGUUGACGAUUUAAUACACUCUGACCUAAUGGAUGCUCAGUAUAGUAGUCAGUCUUAUUCCGAUAUGGAUUCAAAAUAUGUACAAAGAAAACUGAUCUUAUCUUCAGGUCCUUCAAAUCAUACCCAAGGAUUUAUUGUUUCUCCUAACUUCCCUCAACCUUAUCCACCAUCUACAACAAUAGUGUACACUUUCAUAGGUCAACCUACAGAAAAAGUAGUGGUUAAAUUCUUGUACAUGCGACUUGGAAAUUCUAACAGUUGUGAAAACACUUCAAUGGGUGAUCGUGUACAGUUGUUUGAUGGUAUGAAUACGGAAGAUCCGUUAAUUAUUGAAUAUUGUGAAAACAAGGUGGUAUUUCGUAAUAAACCUGAAAUUCAUAUGACCACUGAAGCAGAGUAUUUUCGUUCAUCUGGAUAUAUAAUGACAUUACGAUUUAAAAGUGAUGGAAUAACUGGACCUGAUGAACUGGGAUUUAAACUGUAUUAUAAUUUUGAACAAGUUCAACAUGAGAUCAGGCAUAAUAAAGCGUCUAGUACAUCCUUGAAUCAACAGAUCGGUGAAGAUAUAAGAAAGAAACCAUACAGUAGCUCAAAUGCUGUUCAUACCUUCUGGACCGGUGUCACCCUACCAGUAAUAAUAUUUACAACAACAGUGAUCUUAAUAAACUAUUCUACAUGA